AAGGGUUUCAACUUACACACCAUUCACACUGCAUCCGAUGGACUUGAGUCCCCCCGGUGCGGGACGACGCAGACACAGACUAAAUUUCCAGAUGUGCCGAGACCACUCACAUCAAAACGAACUCACCAGGAGGACACAAGAGCAUCAAUUUCCCUCCAACUCGAUUUCUGUUCCGCAGUUGGGCGUCUAGAGCACACCCGAAGCACCUCCCCAAGCACCUUCCGCGCCACGCGCAGAUUGGAAGUUAGAGCGGUCAACUCGCCCUUGCUUCGAUACGCAGUACCUGUACAGUACAACAACAUCUUGCCUCUCUCCUGUGGGGAGUGCGAUACAUCUGAAAUGGCACACCUACCGCCCAGCGCAGCCAUAUUUUCGCCCUCUGUUGCCCGCGCUGCCGCCUCGGCUGCAAAAGACUGGUCCUACGUCGACAGCUGGCUGCAACGCAAGUUCCCCGGCAGCAGCCCUCCACCAUUUGAGCGCAAUGCCGACACGCUGCGCGCCUUGAUGGCCCUCGCAUCUGCCAAUGAAGCAGCUGACGAGGAGCGCGCUCUCAUAGCCCGUCUCGAGGCUGAGACCCUCGACCAACUGCGAGCCCACGAGCGGCAGCAGCAAACCCAAGCGGAGGCGAACCAAUCUGCAGCCGCCACCCUCCAAUCCGCCCGCGAGGCCAUUCUCACCGCUCUCGAGGCCUCCCUCCCGCGCGAGGGCCAGACAGCGCUCACCGCCCUAGCCGCCCUCGCCCUCCAGACCGGCGACCCCCUCCCCUCCCCCUCCUCCCUCGGCGCCGAACUCAUCUCCCUCUCCGCCAGCGCCGCCACUCUCGAGCAAACCAUUUCCCGCAUCCGCACCCUCACGGCCCACAUUGCCCGGGAAGCCGCCGCCACAUCUCAGCUCGCCGCCGAGCUCCGUCCGCCGUCGCCCGGCCAUCACCAUCCCGACGAUGACGACGGCGACGGCGACGGCAACGGCGACGGGGACGCAGCCGAUCCCGCCGCCGCCACCACCACCACCGGCAGCACUACGGCAGCGCGCGGGGCAGGUUACCACCCGCCGCCGACGCUCGCCCUCCAGAACCUCGCCCUCCAGCGCCAGAUCAAGUCCCUCUCGUCCCAGAUCCCCGCCCUCCGCGACAAGGCCGCGGCGCUGGCGCGCUCUCAAGGGGGUGUCGCCCCGUCGCCCAGCCUCGCCCAGGUGCGUGAGGAGGAGGAAGCCUACCUGGCGCUGCUGUCGCUCAAGGAGGAGCUGGACGCACAGGUGCGGGCGUUCGCCGGCCUGCCGCAUGACACGGAGCUGGCGAGGCGAGAGCUGGAGGGGCUGAGGGAAGAGUUGCGGCGGCUGGAGGCGAGGAGAGACGAGGUGUUUGAGGGUUUGGUGGAGAGGGAGACGCCGAGGAAACCGAGGAGAUAGGAGGUGAAAAGAAUGGUUAAAGGCUGGAGCAAGGUUGCCAACGAGCUUAAGGAGAGUAAUAAAUGGCUAGGUUGGUUGCGGGGAAAAAAAAACCAACCAGAUACUACGAAGAUGGUACAACUAUUUCAUGAUUCAGGCUUGUACGUACAGUACACUACCGUUCUAUAUUAGUCUAGGGUACUUGUAGUAAGAGACGGGGACGAUGAUGAAGCAUGCACCCCAGCCCUAAC
Molecule: messenger RNA, 1637 nt
Organism: Thermothelomyces thermophilus ATCC 42464
Lineage: Eukaryota; Fungi; Ascomycota; Sordariomycetes; Sordariales; Chaetomiaceae
Exons: 1
Coding region: 340-1407 (355 amino acids)
Biological process (GO): spindle assembly
Cellular component (GO): cytosol; HAUS complex
Source: RefSeq, a predicted model, not a curated record